This is a messenger RNA of Papaver somniferum (opium poppy), 2377 nucleotides long. RefSeq lists its product as uncharacterized. The record is from RefSeq and is a predicted model, not a curated record. Lineage: Eukaryota; Viridiplantae; Streptophyta; Magnoliopsida; Ranunculales; Papaveraceae. The transcript has 6 exons. Gene Ontology annotation, biological process: regulation of DNA-templated transcription; chromatin organization. The coding region runs from base 1003 to 2097 and encodes 364 amino acids. Gene Ontology annotation, cellular component: histone acetyltransferase complex; nucleus.
UAGAUAUUAACACGGCUGGAAUCUUAAAUACACGACCGAAAAGUCUGUGAGGGCCGAAUAUUUUGAUCUCUUCGAGAAAGUGUUAGAUGCACUCCGAGCCACGUCAUGUAAAACAUUAACCCAAAAAAUUCACAAAAGACACAAACCAAACCAAAAGAAAGAAAGAAACAACAACAACAUAUUUGGAUUGGAAAAUGUCAGGAAGAGAAAGUAUAGGAGAGGAAGAACUAUGCAAAGGAGGAGAAGUGCCGAGAGAUACUAUUCAAGGUAUUAGAAGAUGCAAAAGGAGGUGGAUGAAACGCACCAGUGGUUUGCUCAUGGAUUUGAGAUUUUUGUAAGGUUGAAUUUAGAGUUUGGAACUUUAGGUAUUUUGUGAUGUUACGGUUUUUAGUUUGUCAAGGAAGUAUAUUCAAAGUUGUUGGAAGUCUUGUAAUGCUCUGGGUAUGAAUGGGAAAAUUCAGUUUCUCAAAUACAAAAAUUAGUUUGUUACCUUGAUUUUGAUUGAUUAUUUCAUUAUGAUUUUCGAUUAUCGUCAUAGUUUCCCCAAUGCUUGUGUUCGUCUUACCCGCAAAUUAAGCGACCUUCGUCGAAUUUCAUAAACUAAGUUUUUGGAUUAUCCGGUGGUGGUUCAGUGGAGUUCUGGGAUUAACCGGUGGUGGUGCGGCGGAGUAAAGCGGUACAAUUGGCCCUGUGUAUCUGAACUCCAAUGAUGAGAAAAGAAGAGUCAACUUUUUCAACUUUUUACUUUUUGGUGACAGGAGUUUACUUUAUGUGGCCCUGUAUAUAACAUUUUGUGGCCCUGUGAACAACAGCGGUCAAAACGACCAAACUGAAAUUUCCCCCUUUAUUCUUAGUUUGGGGGGUAUUUUAGGCGGCAAAGGCAAAACCCUCAUCAUUCUCAGUUCCAAAUCUUCUCGGAAACAAAUAUCUUUAUCAUCAAACAAAAACACAGAUCAAGUAACAUUAUUAUCCUACACCACUCUCAUUAAUCUUCCCGCCAAAAUGGGUUGCCCUAAAUCAGGAGGUGUUCAACAAGAAACAGACGCCGAUGUUGUCGGUGAUUAUUCUGCGAAUACUAGUUGUGAAGCAGAUCCUUCUUCUUUAGGUAUUUCUGAAUAUAUUGAAGGUGAAAGAGUUUUUGCUUAUCACGGUCCUCGUAUUCACGAUGCGAAGGUCCUAAAAGUUAAGAUGCAGAAAGUUACGGAGGAAAAGAGAUAUUUUAUCCAUUACCUUGGUUGGAACAGAAACUGGGAUGAUUGGGUUGGCGCGGAACAUUUGUUGAAAUUCACUGAAGAGAACAAGAAACUGCAAGAGGAGCUUAAACUAAAACAGCAGGGUACAGGCAAGAAUCCAGUUUCAGCUACGAGAAAGCAUGAGGUUCAUGAGGCUAAGAAAGGCGCCAGCAAAGAUGGCAGGACUAAACGCCGCAAGAGUAGUAUUGCCUCUCUAGCUGCUUUAAGUACUCCAUCUAGUACCAAUCAAGGUGUUCCUCUUGUCUCAAAUGAGCUAGGUUCCACUGCUCAGUCCUCCGGUCAAAGCAGAAGGACUGUUAUGUUUGAGCAGUUGGUUGAGCGUGAUUCACUGAUUGGUUGUGGCGGCUAUGUGCUGGUGUACGAUUUUUGGGUUCCUCCAGAACAUGAGGCCAUGUACACGGAGAUUGUGAAAAACCAGGGUCACAUUCCUAGUAUGGAAAUCCUUCCCGAGAUGAACACAUUGGUUUCUUUGACUCGCAGCCUGUUGCAAAUUGCCGAUGAUAUGACUAAAGCUGAGCAAGUUCCUCCUUCAGCGGAGAAGUUAAAAGGGUGGGGUAAGGUAAUAGCUUCCGCUCAACGUCUGAACUUCAAUGUUAAUUGGAUGGAAGUUCUUUUGAAGGAAAUUGAGACCAAGGUAAAUGCUCGGCGGGCGCAACUUCCAAGCGUUAUUGCUAAGCUGCGAAGGAAUCUGGUCCUACUGCGGGUAGAAGCCCAGGCACAUGCAGCUACUCAGGAACGGCUUGUAGCUGAAGUUGCAACUAAAGCUAAUGUGACUAAUGCUGCAAUUGUUACCAAUGAAAAGCUACUUCGUGAAGCAGAGGAAGAACUUGCAGCUACCCAAUGAGUCUCUUGCUUUUCUUUUUUUAUGUCCAACUCUAGUUUAGAGUUCCAUGUCUUCUUCCUGUACAUUAGCAUCAAACAUCAAGUCUUGGGUAAAUAUUUUUUCGUCAAUGGGUCUAGGUUGAACAGUCACCUCAAGUAUAUCGAAUAUUACCUCUCUCAUCUCUAUGAACUGAGUACUAAGGUAUGAAAAAGGUGAGCGGAAAUUCCACCACCAAUCUGAUCUCCAUGAACUGGGUACUAAGCUUCUCCAUAUAAGAUAUUUACAACUCUUGUUGCCUCUA